This is a messenger RNA of Anastrepha obliqua, 4161 nucleotides long. RefSeq names its product gamma-tubulin complex component 3 (gene Grip91). The transcript has 9 exons. Lineage: Eukaryota; Metazoa; Arthropoda; Insecta; Diptera; Tephritidae. Gene Ontology annotation, molecular function: microtubule minus-end binding; gamma-tubulin binding. Gene Ontology annotation, cellular component: gamma-tubulin small complex; centrosome; spindle pole. The coding region runs from base 378 to 3215 and encodes 945 amino acids. The record is from RefSeq and is a predicted model, not a curated record. Gene Ontology annotation, biological process: mitotic cell cycle; spindle assembly; microtubule nucleation.
UUAAGCGCAAAUUUUGCUAUUUGGUGCAUUUGAAUAUUAUAGAAAAAAUGCAUAAAUAAAUUGUAUAUGAAAAGGUGUUAUUUUUUUAGUUCUGAAAUAUUUUGUGGAAUUAUAUAUGUUUGCAGUAAAUGAAAACAAGCUGAGACCAAAGGCAUCCGUCAGAAAAAGAAAAGCGCUGGCAGUUGUUUGCGAAAAUUUAUUAAGUGUGACUGGAGCCAAUUGUAUACAACGCACUAUUUGGAGCUAAAAAAUAAGAACGUACACAUUGAAAUACUCUAAAUAGGAAAGUAGUGCAGUCAGUGCAAUUUGAGGUCGUUUUGUAUAUAAAAAACUGCACAAGGUCUGCCCACAGCUUGGUUUCUGUAUAUGUAUAAAUAAUGUCGACGAAUGUUUUGGAUAGCGGUGGCUGUGGAGAUGGGAGUGGUAGUAAUUUUAAGAAUAUCUAUGAAUUGUUAGAGGAAUUAUGCAAAACUUUAGCCGGCCCUUCUGAUAAUCACAAAGAAAUUUUGCGGCACGUAACACAGUAUAUAUCCAACUGUCCGACAGCUUUGAGCUCAACAUUGCCUUACGACGAAACCUCUUUACUGACGAAAAUCACACGCAAUCUUGAUGCCACAGCCUCAAGAAGCGCAACAUCGAAUGUCUUGCCCACUGGAACAGCAAGAGUCGAUAGCGAAAGCUCUUCGGAGGAUACAACAGGAAUUGGAAACAAUAGCGCAAUGUUUUUAAAAUUUCACGAGCAGCUAAAAGCAUCGCUUCCGGAUGAACAAAAACGUACCGCUUUGCUGACUUUCUUAUACUUCAUGGCUGACUCCAAAUAUCCUCCCGAGAAUGGAUACAAUAGUUGUAUCGGUGACAACCACCGCAGCAAUUUAGUGACUACAGCUAAUUCUGCGCUCCAAUCGAUACGUUCACAUUUGUUACAUAAAUCUUCUGCACAAGCGCAUUUGCAGCAAUCCGCGCUUCCGUCGGCCAUGAAAUCAACACAUGCAAAUUCUUUAUAUCAACACACGCCAAUGAUAUCUGGACGAAAUGCUAUUCGCCGAAUGACCCCUGAAAGUGAUUCGGCAGGUGGCAGUGGCGGGCCACGAUUAAAAAUUUUACCUCUGCGUGCCGACGGUGGUAAAUCACUUGAAAUUCAGCAUAAUCUCAACGACGACAUUGUACAAAAUAUCAUAUAUGCAUUCAUGGGUAUACAAGGCAAAUACCUUAAAAAGGACGUAAUUUCAGGCCGUUUUAAAUUGGAUUCAAAGGCGAAGACUUUAAACGUAGUGCAGGCUGGCAUGUUGCUGAGACUCUCCGAGUUGGGUUAUUACCACGACCUAGUACAGUCAUAUACAGAUACCAAGAGUGGUUUGUGCCCCUUAGGCCUCAUGGGCCAAGGGUUUAUAUCUGCGCUGAAAAAUGAGCUCACCAGAUAUUAUGGCAUGGUCGCUACUCUUCAGGAACAGUUGAAUAGACAAAGAGAUUUUGAGCACAAUACUAUUUUAAAAGGUAAUAGUAUCGUACCAAUGCGUCAAGAACGUCUUACAUUGAUGAAAAUUCUCGUAUGGUCGGUGGAUGCACUAAAGAGGCUUAAGUGGUUGGCUACCAUUGCCGAGGCGUGCCAGGAGAAAAAAGGUGGUGCGCUUGCUUCGACGGUACACAGUUUUCUGAAUAACGGCAACCCUUCAGUAAAGUCCUUAGUUCGUGAACUGUUGCUCGCCAUUUGUGGUCCACUAUAUCAAAUGCUUUCACAUUGGCUGCUAGAAGGAGAAAUCAACGAUCCGCAUGGUGAGUUCUUUAUUGAAUGUUUAGCAGAAGUUGGACCCGAUCGUCUGUGGCAUGAUAAGUAUCGUGUUCGCACAGCUAUGCUACCAAAUUUUGUCUCUACGGAAAUGGCACACAAAAUUCUGGUUACAGGAAAAAGCAUAAAUUUCCUUUGUGAAAUAUGUGAAGAUAAUAGAGCGGUAAAGGGACGCGAUGAACUACGCCAAUGCAUUGAAGAAAAUGCGGAUCAUAUAUUUUCACACGUUGCCGAUACAAAGUUGCAUUCAACCAUCGAUGCUAUUUACUUGAAUACUUCAAAACGCGUCCUAGAUAUAGUCAUGGGCCCUCAUAAACUUCUUGAACACCUACAAGCAAUGCGUCGUUAUCUAUUGCUAGGACAGGGAGACUUCAUUGGAAUUCUUAUGGAAAAUUUGAAAUGUGAGCUGGAUAAACCGGCUAAGGAGCUUUACUCAUACGAUCUUUCAUCGAUAAUGGAUGCCGCAAUACGUUCUACAAACGCACAAUAUGAUGAUCCGGAAAUUCUCAAUCAUUUAGAUGUACGAUUGUUGACUCCAUGUGAUGGCGACGUCGGUUGGGACAUACUAUCAUUGCAGUAUACCGUGCGUGGUCCCUUAGCAACUAUGCUUGAACCAUGUAUGGGCAUUUAUCAAAUACUGUUUAAACCGUUAUGGCGUAUGAAACACAUGGAAUUUGUGCUUUCAUCAAAAAUCUGGAAGGAUCAAAAGUGCAAUGCCAAGCCGCUCCGUUCCAUGGCGAGUGAACUGAAUCAGGUGCUCUAUCGCUUACAUCUGUUCACAUCUGAAAUGAUACAUUUCAUACACCAAAUGCAGUAUUACAUACUUUUUGAAGUGAUCGAAUGCUCUUGGGCCGAAUUACAGGAUCGUGUGCAGCAAGCAAAAGCGUUAGAUGAUAUACUCGACGCUCAUGAUGAUUUCCUUAAUGCUAUUAAAUGUGGGGCGUUCCUUGACUCCAAUUCCGGGCAGUUAUGCCAAAAUAUGGAAAAUGUUUACGAUGGUAUAAUACGGUUAGAAUUGUGGCAGGAAAAAUUCUACGAAGUCUGUUUUAAAGAGCUAUCGGCACGCAAGGAGUUUGAAAAUUACAUUAUAUCAUCCGAGAAGGCGGGAGAAUUUGGAGUAACUGCAGAGCGUCAAUUGGAGCGAGAUCAGGAACAUAAGUUAUUCGAUCAAUUCAUUGGGAGCUACACCAAAUCACUGGAUAACAUUUGCGCCGAUUAUGAAAAGGCAGUACGGUGUUUCUUGUUGACGCUAAAUUCCCAUAACGACCAUAAUCUUCAACUAUUCGGUAUACGACUGGAUUUCAAUGAGUAUUACAAGAAACGAGAUCAGCGGCUGUGUGUGCCGCUGACCUUCGAGCAUAUGCGAAUGAGUAUUAUGUUUAAUGGAAAUAAAAGUUUGGCAGGCAGUCGAUACUCAACUGUAAAUUGACAUUCACCAAUGUCACCGCGGUGCCAGGCAGUUCACCAACAGCAACACAAUGUUAACAUUAAAAAUACAAAAUCCAACUUCAAUUUCAACCUCCCCUCGUCUAUUCACGAUGCUGAAACAGCAGAAUUGAUGUUCUGGGCUAAGACAAAAAUUAAUUGCCAGUAUGCCAAAAAUAAAUUGUUGCAUGACCAGGUAAAACGUAAAUUAGUGUUGGCAAAGAAGGGAGGAAAAUUGCGAAAGGAUAUUAGUAACCACCAGAUUAGUGCCAACCAAAUUUUGCCAUGUACUUCUGUUGCAACUUCAAUACGUCCUAUAUUUUUAGCUGAACAAAAAGAUUGCAUCUAUAUGGCGUGUUGUGAGAUCUUGUAAGCAUUCGCUCGUAAGAUUUAAUCGAAUAAUAUGAAAAAUAUGCAAAAAAGAAAAUGCAAUAUUUUAUCUAUGCAUGUGGUGGGAAGAAUAUAAAAAAAAAGAAAAGAAAAGAAAUUGUGGGAUGUAAUAAAUUCUUUGUAACGUUUUUGUUAAAUUCCAACAUUUAAAUGAAUACAUUUUAAAGUUUUGUUCUACACUUUUCUUAAAUCAAUGAUUCUCAAUUUUGUUAAUGGUAAAAGUAUAUACCACAACGUACCAGAACUUUGAAAUUUUAAGACCUAAAUAAAUAUAUACAUAAAUUUAUAAUAUUAAUUUGUGGAACUUUAUUAAUUUCACUAAUUGUCAAGCAUACCUAUAAUUACUGUUAUUAGAAGAGAAAACAACUUUGACAUAUUAAUAGCACAAGAAAUGCUUGAGCACAUUUAAAUUGAAGUUUUUAAUAAAUACACCAUAUUUUCAAAUAGUACUCAUGGAAGAAAAGUGUGUUAUAUGUAUAUAUAUAGUUGUUACCUGAAAUGGUCCAAACUUGCCAACUAAAAAAAUAAAUUGAAUCAAUAAAAUUUUAAAUUUGCAAUGA